Molecule: messenger RNA, 3471 nt
Organism: Frieseomelitta varia
Lineage: Eukaryota; Metazoa; Arthropoda; Insecta; Hymenoptera; Apidae
Product: kinesin-like protein Klp61F
Exons: 17
Coding region: 77-3280 (1067 amino acids)
Biological process (GO): mitotic spindle assembly; microtubule-based movement
Cellular component (GO): spindle microtubule; nucleus
Molecular function (GO): plus-end-directed microtubule motor activity; ATP binding; microtubule binding
Source: RefSeq, a predicted model, not a curated record
CCAUAAAGAGAGAAGAUAAAAGUCUGCCAAAAGUUUCAGUUCAACAAAAGUCAGUAUAAUUUGAAUAAUAAUAAAAAUGAAUGAUACACGUUGCGGUAAGAAAGGUCAACAGAUACAGGUAUUUGUUCGUAUUAGACCUCUUAAUAGUUCUGAGCAAAAUCUUCAGUCUACAACUGUAUUGGAUAUCCCAAAUAACAAAGAGAUAAUAGUACAUGAACGUCCAAAUGAUAAAGUUUCUAAAAAGUUCAGGUUUAAUAAUGUGUUUGGACCUCUGUCGAAACAGAUCGAUGUGUAUAAUAAUGUUGUUAGUCCAUUAUUGGAGCAAGUUUUGGCUGGAUAUAACUGUACAGUAUUUGCAUAUGGUCAAACUGGCACUGGGAAAACAUACACAAUGGAAGGAAUUAACAUUGAUCCAACUUUACAUUGGAAUAGUGAUUCAUCUGCUGGUAUGAUACCACGUUCCUUAAAUCAUUUAUUUUACAAAUUGCAAUUAUUAGAGAUACAAGAAUAUACAAUUAGAGUUAGUUUUCUUGAACUCUAUAAUGAAGAUUUGUUUGAUCUUUUAUCAACUAGCAGUGACGCAUCUAAAUUGAGAUUGUACGAAGAUGCAUCGAAGAAAGGUGCAGUAAUUAUACAUGGGUUAGAAGAAGUGACAAUACACAAUACAAGUGAAGUUUAUAAAAUUCUUAAGAAAGGAGCAGAUAAAAGGCAAACAGCUGCAACAUUGAUGAAUGCUCAAUCUAGUCGGUCUCAUACAAUAUUCUCAAUCACUAUACACAUGAAAGAAAGUACUAUUGAUGGUGAAGAGAUUCUAAAAACGGGAAAAUUAAAUUUAGUGGACCUAGCUGGCAGUGAAAACGUUGGAAGAUCUGGCUCUGUAGACAAGAGAGCAAGAGAAGCUGGCAGCAUAAAUCAGUCUUUAUUGACUCUUGGCCGAGUUAUAACAGCUCUUGUUGAAAGAGCACCUCAUAUACCUUAUCGGGAAUCUAAGCUUACAAGAUUACUGCAGGAGUCAUUAGGUGGUCGUACAAAAACGUCGAUUAUUGCCACUAUAUCGCCUGCUAGUAUUAAUCUUGAGGAAACAUUAUCAACGUUAGAUUAUGCGCAUCGUGCAAAAAAUAUCACGAAUCGGCCAGAAAUAAAUCAGAAACUUUCGAAACGAGAAUUUUUAAAACAAUAUACAGAAGAAAUUGAAAAACUGCGAAGAGAUUUAUUAGCUUCACGUGAUAGAAAUGGUGUUUAUCUAGCGGAUGAUAAUUAUAAAGAAAUGCAAACACUAAUUUCACAACAGACUAAACAAAUAGAAGAAAAAAUUAAUCAUAUAAAAGCGCUUGAAAAAGCUAUGCAAGACAAAGAGAAAAUUUUUUAUGAACUUGAAUUACAAAAUAUUGCUCAGACAGAAGAAUUAAAUGAAGUCAAGAUUAAGUUAAAUAAUGUCACUGAUGCUCUACAAUCGACAAACUACCGAUUAAAAUUAACAACGCAGGAACGAGAUGAGCAUAAAUAUUUAGUAGAAAAACAUAUGAAUACAGAACAAUCUUUAUUGAAUCAAGGUCAUACUUUAUUAAAUGUUGCAGAUACAGCAAUAACAGAUUCAUAUAAAUUACAUGAUAAAAUUGAUCGGAAAAGUAAAACAGAACAAAAAUUCGAAAAUCUUGGCAAUACCUUAAGAAGCAAUAUUUCUGAAUAUGUACAAAAUGUAGAAAAAGAUGUAUCUAUAUAUGGUGAAAAAUUGAAGGAACUAUUUACUUCAAUAAAAAAUGACCUUGAAAUUUCUAUAAAAUCUAAUACUGCCGAUACAGUAACACAUCAAAACGCAACGAGUAAUCUGAACCACUCUGAUAUUACUAACUUAACAACAAAUAUAAAUGAAUCUCAUACAAAAUAUCAAAAUUGGAUACAAAAUGAAAUAAGAAAUAUGGUUGGCACAGUAGAAUAUGAAGAUGAAUUAAUCAGUGUCAGUCAUCAGCGACUAAUUCAAAGCAUCAACAAUAAGAUAGAAAAUGUAAUAACUAAAAACCUUCAGAUCAUGAGGAAUAAUAUAUGUGAAAAAUUGACAGAAGCUUCAAUUCGUUUAGAAAAAAUGAUAGAUACUUCCUGUAAUUAUGAAUUAAAAAUUAAUGAUCGUACGAUUGAAAAUGUCAGAAGUAUCAUGAAAGACAUUGAAGUACUUCGUAACAAACAAAAAUUUAGCGAGAAACAACAUUUAUUUGCCGAAAUGAUGCAAAAUGUAUUUUCGCAGUUUAACGAAUUACGUAAAAUUCAAGAAGAACAUUAUUCUACUGUAACUGAUAAAUGUAAUUAUGUUAAUACAGUUUGUAAUGAAGUUAAUAAUCAAGCGAUAAAUAAUUCUAAUAUGAAUGUUAAAAUGAGAAAUGAUUUGAAAGAUCACAUACAAAGUGAUAUAAAGAAAAUUGAAAAUACUGUUAUUGUUGGAACAAAACAGAAUGAAGAAAUUGCAAACAGAAUUACAAACCAAGGCGAAGAUUUGAUAAAUGAAUUAAAGUCAAAUGUGAAUGAAAAUUGUAAUGCAUCAAUGCAGUAUAAGAAUACUAUGGAAAGUAAUAUGAAAGAAGAACAACUGAAAAUAGAAGCAGAUAAGAAUACAGCCCUUUCGUCAAUUAAUGAUGCAGAUAAAGUAAUUUCAGAUAUAAGUAAAAAUCAUGCAAAAUUCGUGGAAGAUAAAAAGGUGGAAAUUGAAAAUGUGUGUCAAAAUAUAUCUACUCAAUUAAAAAAUCAAAUAAUGGAAUCAUGUAUGCGGAAUGAUAAUGUUAUUGGCCAAUUAGAAACGGCAGUUGGCGAAAUUAAUAAAUUUUUUGAUGAAGAUGUACAACGUGAUAUCCCAACAGGAUUAACUCCUGCUAGGAAAAACUUUUCCUAUCCUCGUCAAUUUAAAACAACGUCUCCGCAUGAACGAAUUCUUCAAAAAUUUAGAGAAACUGGAAAAUUGCUUAAUGUAACAGAAGAUGAAGAUACACAAGAAAACAUUUCUAUGAUUGGUGAAACGACAAUGAAGCAAAUUGCAAAUUCAACAGCAUUAUCUGAUAUUACCCUCGUAUCUUCUGCAAUUGAGAAUACAAUGUUUGAUACAUGUCUAUCAAAGAACAACGAACAAAGUUUGUCUACAGAUUCUCAUAUUGAAAAUAUUACACAAACGUUAGAUGUAUCAAAAUCAAUGCAAUUCCAUACUCAAUCUGAAUCUGCAAUUUAUAGAAAAAAUGAAAACAAAGAAAAUGAUAACAAUGUUUUCACUCAAUUAGAAGAACAAAAAUCAAAGUGAUAUAUUAAACAUUAAAAAAAACUUUUUUGGUUUCAAUAUAUAAUAUAAUGAUAUUACUUUUCUGGAUCAUUAUAAAAUGAUCAUUGUAAAAAAAAAAAAUAUAAUAUCUGAUGAAAUCGAAUAAUAUAUGUACAUAAUACUCUCUUCAAUUAAAAAAUCAGAAGAUUGCAAGAUGAUAAAGUAGAAUCAUA